Molecule: messenger RNA, 1363 nt
Organism: Fundulus heteroclitus (mummichog)
Lineage: Eukaryota; Metazoa; Chordata; Actinopteri; Cyprinodontiformes; Fundulidae
Exons: 7
Coding region: 361-981 (206 amino acids)
Source: RefSeq, a predicted model, not a curated record
UCUGGUCCCCUGUAUGAGCUAUGUCAAAAAAUAAGUAACAAUGGAUUUGAAAAGCCCUAACUAUGUUGCACAACUCUGCUGCCCAAUGAGAUUCAGUCAACCUGCUGCUUUAUUUUUAUCUCUAUUGAGAAAACGUGUCCUACAAGACUUGUAGAACAGCCCUCUGCUUAAUUUAAAACUGAAAGUGUUUUGGUGAGUCUGAGAUGCUCCGGCCCUUCAUUGUGUUGGACAGCUUUGAUGAGGAACAAGUUAUCGCUCUGUGACCGAAGUUUUUAGCUGACAAAGUCUUCUAAAUGGUUUUUACUUCAGAAACCACAUCUGACUAACCUGGGCAGGAUCCUGAGCUCGUGCAGAACAGCUAUGAUAAACAGAAACAGAUAUGGAGGUGAACCAAUGGACGAGCGGCAGCAUUUGAUAAAAGCUUCAAGCGGUGAAGGGAUGACUGACCUGGACCGACGUAAAGGGAAUAACGAGAUUGGGAAAAAGUUUUAUGUCUUCGUUGAGGGGGUUGAAACCGGAGCUCAGAGAUCCAUCGUACAAUGGGUGAAAAGCAUCGGCCAAACUCAGGUCAACUUACCUGCAGACUGUGACUACAUCCUGGUUUUCUGUCCCAUUGCGUCCCGUGUUGAAGCAGACAUAAGUGGGGCCCUGGACAAUGUUUCUGGGUAUGAUAAACCUGUUAUUCUGGUAGUGUUGCAUCACACCAGACAACAACUGUUCAACAAGACGCGUGUGCCAAACCCGAUUGUGUGGCUCACAGUGGAUUUUCUGUUUUGGGAGGAUACACUCCUCGAUUGUACCUGCAAUACGGACUCAUGGGGCGAAAUCCAGACUCUUUUGGGACGUUCCAGGCAAUUGGGGAUCCAAAGUGUCAAAGGAUGGUUAAAGAGCCCAAAAAUAAUGGCGAUUGUGGGAGGAGUUGUCGUGAUUGUGAUAGCUGUGGUACUGAUUAUUGUUUUUACUCGUAAAAGCAAUCCUUAAGAAUCGGCAAGAUAUCCCUGGCAGUCGUCCAUCUUUGAUAUAUGUUGAUUAUUUGUUCAUAUUUAUUCUGUCACAACAGAAUGAAGACAAUUAUAAAAUCAGAUGUGUGGACACCAGAUUCUGCCAAUGAGGAAAUGUGUGAUUCUGAGCAUGAAGUUAGAAUGAAUUAAACUGCUUUAGGGGAACAAGGAACAUAUUUUAAAUGGCUAAAUGUCUUUCUUUCUCUUAAAAGGGUUGUUCACACUCAGUCUAAUGUGUCCAUCUCCCAUUUUAUUUAACAGAGUUGUCUUUUAUUGUUGUAUAAAGUUUUCCUGUCACACCUGACCUGUGGUUGAAGAUCUAAUCUCCUGUCUGAGUUAAAUAAAAAUAUGUCUGUUACAUA